Molecule: messenger RNA, 2025 nt
Organism: Tetrahymena thermophila SB210
Lineage: Eukaryota; Ciliophora; Oligohymenophorea; Hymenostomatida; Tetrahymenidae
Exons: 2
Source: RefSeq, a predicted model, not a curated record
AUGGAAAAAAAAAUAAAUUAUUUAGAUUAUCAACUCAGUCCACUUCACCUUCCUAAAGAUAAUAAAAACAUGAGUAAUAAUUAAUUGACUAUGAAUAUGGGGAGCUCUAUCAAUAUAAUCAUAGAGUAGUAUUAACCUUAAUAGAAAUUAUUAUAAGACUGCAAAUCGAAAUCAGCGCUCAGUACAUAACAUUAAUACUAAUAUUACCAAAACAACAAAGAGAUAUACAAUAACUUAAACAAAACUCCUUAAUAAGCUUCAUAAAAUCAAACUAUAUAGCUCACCUCUAUGGCUUCUGAAUCAAUAUCGGGUGCCUACAACAAUGCUUAUGAUAUAUUCCCACAGGCAAAGCCAUUUUUUCACUCACCUCAAAUAAACAGUUAUUAAAAGUACCAUUAAUAGGGGAUGAAUUUUGGUUGUUCUCCUGAGCUUAAUCAGAUCAAUCUUUAGCCUUAGUGUCAAUCAUCUUAGCCAAAACGUUCUAUCAAUUUUAACUAAAUAGAAUAAAUAUAAGCAUUCCCUCAAUUAAAACUACAACAGUAAAGCUCGACAUUUUCAGUUGAUUCUAACACAACACCAAAUACACCUUUAUUUGAUACAGACUCUCUUUACUAAGAUAAUAACAUUAUUAGAUAGUAAAGUAGAAGCUUUUAGACAUUCAAUAACUCUCAUCAAUAUCAAAAAGGCCCAUUUAUCAAUUUUUUUACUAAAAAUAAUAAUUUUUGUAGCAAUCACAAUCACAAGUAGUUCAACUUCUACAAUAACAAUAGCUACAACCACAAUCAUGUACACUAGAUUAAAAAUAAACUUAGAAAGCAAUCUUUCAACUCCUCUGCUAGUACAUGUGAUGACUCUACUGAUUACCAGUUCAGAGCUCGCUCUGGAUCUUAUCAAUCUUCUAUAAAUAAUCAUUUUAACAACCCAAAUAAAAAAAAACAAAUAGAAGAUAAGUGCUAGAAGAAAUAGAAAAGAAAUAUUAAGCGCUUUUAAAAGUAAAGUACUUAAAGCCAUGAAGUAUUUCAAAAUGAAAAUUGCUAAAAUGAUUAAUUUAAUCACUUUGAGCUUGAGUAGCUACAUAAUUCAGACGAUAUUCGCAUCACAAAUGAAGAUUUAAUUGCAACCCAUCAAGAAUAAAUGAAAGAAGAAAAAAAUCAUAUAAUUAAUCAAAAGAUUUUUGAUUUUGGAAAUAACGAAAAUGAGGAUGAUUAGUUAAAUAUUUCAGAGAAAGAAGAAGAAAUAGAAAAUUUAGACGAAUUAACCCUUGAGUCUGUCCAUAAAUAAAACUAUGGAUGCUCUAUGUUAGAUAAAAUUCUUGAUGAACAAACAAAUGAAGAUGAUCAUAAAUUUGAUAAUAAAUCAGUUACUUCUGUGACAUAAAAUAACCUUGAGAACAGUCUAAAUGACCUAGAUAAUCUAUCUAAAUCUAAUAUUGUCCCUAAAUCUGAUUUAGAAAAGGAUCACCAUUCUUUCAAAUAUACAGAAAUUUAAAAAAGUUAUUUCAGUAAAAUAUAUUAAGCCUAAAAUCCAAAAGAAGUGUUAAAUUCUGAUCUUUAAACUGAUGAAAAAUAAUAAUAAAAUGGAGAAACUCUUUCUAAUGAGAACAUUAAACUUGUUCAUCAAAUAUCAAUAGAAAAUGCUAAAACAAAUUCCUUAGAAGACAUAAUUAUUUAGCAAAACACUUCAUGUUAUUAGUAACCAUUAUAAUUAGGAAUUAUCAGCAGUUCUUUAACCACAAUGAAAGAUGAAAUAUAGUCUAUUGAAGAAAAUAAAAAUUUAAAUUCAAUACUAAAAGAGGCAAAUAAAUAAAAAUAAAAUCCCGAAGCUCUUUUUGAAAUAGUCCAAAAGCUGGUCUAAUAAUUACGUGAAAAAGAUGAAACAAUAAAGAACAUGGAAAUAGAAAAUUAAAACUAAUCAAUAAAAUCUUUAAGAUAAAUUUAAGUAAAUGCAGAAAAUUUAGAACAUAAAGAGAUAAAUCAAGGGAUGAAAAAACUUUGCUUAGAAGAAACCUAAACAUUUUGCCAAUGA